Messenger RNA from Guyanagaster necrorhizus, 3486 nucleotides. RefSeq lists its product as uncharacterized. Gene Ontology annotation, cellular component: aggresome; amphisome. The transcript is spliced from 13 exons. Gene Ontology annotation, molecular function: K63-linked polyubiquitin modification-dependent protein binding; zinc ion binding; protein kinase C binding. Gene Ontology annotation, biological process: mitophagy; endosome organization; aggrephagy. The record is from RefSeq and is a predicted model, not a curated record. Bases 211 to 3267 code for a protein of 1018 amino acids. Lineage: Eukaryota; Fungi; Basidiomycota; Agaricomycetes; Agaricales; Physalacriaceae.
CUUUGUUCAGCAAUAAUUCGUUAUCUGAAGAGAUGAGGCAGGAUUUUAAAUUGUUUAAGCAUGUCAUAUUAAUCACAGAACACCAAGAGCAGCAUGCGAUGGUAGCAUGUAGGAAGGUGAUGGUUGAAUAGAGUAGAAGAAAGGGCAAGAACUCAAGCAUGUACUCCAACGUACAGACCCCUGCAAGUUUGCAGAAAAGCCCUUAGUAGAAUGCUCGUCGAUGAAGAGAAAUGGCAAAGUGAGGUCAUUUAUGUAAGCGAGUACUGCGGACGCGAUGACAUCGACCAGUCCAUUCAAGGCAAUGACCUGCUUGCUCACCAUCGGGAUCAUUCAAUGCAGAGUCGACCAGACAGGCCUCUCAUCGUGAAAUGCACCUUUGACAGAUGGAACAAGAGGAUUACCUUUGCAUCCUCUAGGAACUGCACCUACAUUCUCCUCCGGCACAAGGUAGAACAAUGCUUUUCCUUGUCAGCUUCCACGUAUGCUAUCACCUACAAGGAUGACGAUGGCGAAAUCACCGAUAUCAGAAACGAGACUGACCUUACGGAGGCUAUCCAAUACUUCCAAGCAGGUAACGACGACCCUCCUCUGUCGUCAGCCGCGUCCAUUCUGUCAGGUCGCAGCUUUGGAAGCCGUAAAAUCACCCUUCGUGUUCACAUCACCGUCGACUAUGACGGUCCAAGUCUGUCCGAUACGUCCUCUGUAAUCAGUCUUGAUGAGUACAAAGGGCGCAAUGGCAGCGAGUUUUCCUUCUCCUUUGGCGCUCCUUCCGUAGAACUUGAUGAUGACUCCGUCACCGUCAGCUCUAAGGAUACUGGCGCAAUGUCUAGAGCGGAAUCCUCUCGUAGCGCCGGCUUGAGACCUCCAGACCGCACUUCACAACUAUCCGGGGAGUCAUCCUUUAGCAUGGUAUCGCGCGGUGCCAAUUCUACUCGUGGACGAUCACCAAGUCCUGGCCUUCAAACAGCUCGUGGUGCUGGGGAUCCGUUCUCGGAUGACUACCGGCAAUCUGUCGAGAGCCGCUUCCCGGCAGACCCGUCUGCAGUGUUUGAACGUCUCAAGUUGGAGGAGGCCAUCGUGGAUGACCCUUCGAGCAUAAAUCAUGAUUCCCUUGUCAAUCGUGGGGCGGAGUGGCUCCGAGACCAGAACGAGCGCGCGAUUCGCGCCACGCUUGGUAUGCUGCCAGAGCCGUCUGAGGCUGACACAUAUUCUCUUGCAGAACAGAGUGAUUCGUUGGGAGGUGAUUUAGCGCUCCACAUGGAUAAUCGAGGCAAAUAUUAUUACUCUUAUACUGCUGCGGGAUCUUCGAAUGCUUCUCAAACCCAGGACGACAUUACUUACGACAUUGAUCCUAGUAUCGAGACUGCCUCCAAGAUGGAGAAGCCACGACCUACGUCCCGACAUCUUAACUGGCUAGCUGCCCAACAGGUCAUCCCGGAAGAAAAACCAUCUCGCAGCCAUUCUGACCAAUCCACCAUCGAUGCGAUUCCUCGCGAACUCCUUGAAUCACUCCCCCUUUCAAGUCCCGAAGUCCUGACGAGCUGUUCUGAAUGCGGCGUUCUCCUGGAUUCAAUCCGUUAUGUUUGCUCCAUGUGCGGAGAAAAAGAUCCUAUCGCAGUAUCUGGACAAAUCAAUGGCAAAGGAAAAGAUAAAGAUCCCUUCGCUCAAGACCCACUGUCUUAUCCACCUCAUGCUCACCGCCACCUCCAACCACCGUCCCAAACAUUUUCAAAUUCGUCACUAACAUAUGUUGGAAGUUACGAAUCUCUCGCCAAUCCUCAACACUGCUAUAAACCCCUUCCAUCCGUGCCUAACCUGGUUUCUGCUUCCCAGAUAUAUUUGGACGGCGGAAUAUAUUUGCAGCCGUCCAGCAAGGGCUACGAACUAUGUUCUGGGUGUAUCGAAUCCGCAGGCCUGAUGCAUGCCAUAGAAGCCGGUGGUGUUGCUUCAGGAACGUCGCCUACAGCAUCCAAUAUCGCAUCAUCUUCUCCGCAAGGCGCGUCUGAGUGGCGGCGCCUGGCUCCGAAGGAGAAGGGUAAGCUCAGACAUGCAUAUCAUGAGAAGAUAUGGAGUUAUGAAGGUUGGAAGGACGUUGGUACGUGCCUAGCUUAUGGCAUUGAACUCAUGCUUAAUAAACAUUUUCACUCCUUAGAACAAGACGCAGCGGACACGAUUACAUGUUCGGCUUGUGGCACAGUUACACCUGUUGGUCUAGGGAAGUGUUUCAAGUGUGCAUCGUGUAAAAAACAUUACUUGUGCCGGGGAUGUUAUAGUCAAGUUCAUGAACGACAUCCACAGCAUGCAUUUUAUGUUGUUCCAGAUAAAGACCCGCGAUCGCUCGGUGAAUCUGAUUCCUUCCAAACCACACCCCCAGAUCCUAGCGACGAAGAAUUCAUGAAGCAUCCUGGUGUGAAAUGUGCGCACUGUCUUCUAGACAUUGUCGGUGCCCGGUUUCACUGCGCCAUUUGCGAUUCUAUUGACAUAUGCUCCAAUUGCGAGUCGGCCGGACUGCCGGGGAAUUUGGACUCUGCUGACGGUGGUCAUAACUCGUCUCAUAUCCUGAUCAAGAUUCCGUUCCCCUUGGAAACGAACGAAGUGCAAACAGCAAGCCGGAGAGCUAUACAUCUGUGGACGGGGAGAGAUGCACAACAUGCAAUACACGCAGGUUCUCCUUCAAAGGCUAGCUCAGUUGUGUCAGGGUAUAGCAGGACGGUGGUUGGUACAUCGCAUGCCAAUGAAAAUGAACAUGACCAUUUGUGCAACGGAUGUGCACGGCCGAUCAUAGGUGUGCGAUACCAGUGUGCUAAUUGCCCCUCAAAACCCAGGUCGUACAAUUUGUGCGCUCGAUGCGAAGAAAAGUCGUAUCAGUUACAUGACCCCCACCAUGCAUUCUUCAAAUUACCCCGACCCGUUGACUACCCCAUAGAGUCUCAGUUUCCUCUGAUACCCAAGCUGUACAAGGUGCCUGCGGGCCCACCACCAGAUGCAAUAGUAAUCUUUGCAGACCCGAAAGCAUACCUAAGGGACGUAUAUAACAGCGCUGCUGUAUGUGACAACUGUAUGUCGCGUAUACGGGGCGUAUGGUUCAGAUGUGCAUACUGUGGCAAAGAUUUGUGUGAUGCCUGCGAGCCUGUGGACGUGCACAAUGACAAGCACGUCUUUCUCGUGUUUAAAUCUACGGUAGACAUGCAAGCAGUCAAAAUAUUCACAGACAUUGAACAUCCAACCCGCAGUCCACCUAUUAUCCCACACCCGGUGUAUCGUUGACCGACGAUCGAUAUUUCAAAGACCUAAUAUACAUGCAUGUAAUUUAUACAACGGCAGAGGAUCAACCCUUUUUGAAACCUAAGCGACGACGCUCGUAGAACAGAUCGGUUCUACUAGCACCAAGGUUGACGAUCUUGGGACACCCAUCGCGGUCUUUCUCUAGCCGUGUGCACUCGGCACAAUAGUAUGCAUCAGAAAUACCUACCAAUAAUGAUAAAC